AUGGGUCGUAUUCAUAAAGAAUAUUAUAGCGCUAAUGCGAGAUUUUUAUCAGUUGAGGCAAUCAAAGAUAUUAAAACAUCACCCGGUAGAGUACCUGAUGCUAUAAAUUCUAUGGCAAAGAAAUAUCGUAUAUCCUAUGUUCGAGCCGAAGAUUAUAUUGAAAAUCGGGAGCGUAAACAACAAAUGAUAUACUCUCAUUCAUCUCAACCAUCUAUACUUGUAAAUGAUUACUUGCCAAACACUGAAAUCCCUGGACAAAAUAUAAAUAAUGAUUUCCAUCUCGAUUCUCAAUCGCAAGUCACCAAAAUAACUUUGCAUAGCUCUGCUGAUAUUCCAGAUAAACAGACGAAAAAGAGGCGAUCGAAGUCCAAAUUUGUACGAAUUUCUGAUCCAUCCACUAAUAGUAAUAGCCAACUUGAAAAG
This is a messenger RNA of Entrophospora candida, 423 nucleotides long. NCBI's taxonomy places the organism in Eukaryota, Fungi, Glomeromycota, Glomeromycetes, Entrophosporales, Entrophosporaceae. The record is from the annotation of a GenBank genome assembly.